This is a messenger RNA of Eremomyces bilateralis CBS 781.70, 996 nucleotides long. Its product is annotated as ARM repeat-containing protein. The transcript has a single exon. Gene Ontology annotation, molecular function: translation initiation factor activity; mRNA binding; protein binding. The annotation marks the transcript as partial. The record is from RefSeq and is a predicted model, not a curated record. Gene Ontology annotation, cellular component: eukaryotic translation initiation factor 4F complex. Lineage: Eukaryota; Fungi; Ascomycota; Dothideomycetes; Eremomycetales; Eremomycetaceae.
CAAGAACUCAAGCCUUUGGAAGUCUCGUCCACCGGUUGGAAGCCGAUGAGCCUCGCCACUGGGGCGCAGCAACCUCUACCAAGUGGUUUCCUGCCACCGGACGCGGUCCAGCGAAAGGUCAAGGCGGCUCUCAAUAAGAUGACACCCGAGAAGUUUGACAAGAUCUCGAACGACAUUCUCACCAUUGCCGAACAAUCGAAGCACGAGAGUGACGGUCGUACUCUUCGUCAAAUCAUCCAGCUGACGUUCGAGAAGGCUUGCGACGAAGCCCAUUGGGCGUCCAUGUACGCCAAGUUCUGCAGUUUGAUGCUUGCUAAAAUGAGCAAGGACAUCAAGGAUGAGAACGUCAAGGACAAGAACGGAAACCCAGUUGUCGGUGGCCCACUAUUCCGCAAAUACCUUCUCAACCGGUGCCAGGAGGAGUUCGAGCGUGGAUGGGAAAUCAAUCUACCCGACCAGCCGGAGGGCCAAACCGAGGCGGCUGCCAUGCUCUCCGAUGAGUACUACAUCGCUGCUGGCGCAAAACGACGCGGCUUGGGCCUCAUCCAGUUCAUCGGUGAGCUGUUCAAGCUUGGCAUGUUGACGGGACGGAUCAUGCACGAGUGCGUGCUCAAGCUGCUCAAUUUUGAGGGCUUGCCAGACGAGACCGCCAUCGAGAGCUUAUCCAAACUUCUCCGGACCAUCGGCGAAGCCAUGGACAGCGACGAGAAAGGCCAAGCCGCCAUGAACCACUACUUCGAGCGCAUCGACAAGAUCCUCAGCAUGGAUGGGCUUCCGAGCCGAAUGCGCUUCAUGCUGAUGGAUGUGGUUGACCUUCGGAGAACCAACUGGCGGUCGAAGGAGACCAAUAAGGGCCCCAAGACCAUCCAAGAGAUUCACACCGAGGCGAUGGCUGCGAAAGCAGCGCAGGAGUUGGAGCGCCAACGUUCACACCAGCGUGGAAGUCGGCCCAACGUGGGUCGGGGCGACUCGCGAACAUUCUCCGGCCACAUGGGA